Triticum aestivum (bread wheat) is the source of this 1745-nucleotide messenger RNA. RefSeq lists its product as uncharacterized. Lineage: Eukaryota; Viridiplantae; Streptophyta; Magnoliopsida; Poales; Poaceae. The transcript is spliced from 3 exons. The coding region runs from base 826 to 1380 and encodes 184 amino acids. The record is from RefSeq and is a predicted model, not a curated record.
GUAACGUUUUUGCAAAAAACUCCUCCCCAGACUUCCCACAUAACCCGCACUCCUCGUCUUCUCCGGUCGACACUCCGCCGCUCUGACACAGGCGCAUGGACGCCGGAGCUGCCCUGCGCCGCGCUGCUCUCCUGCUCUCCCGUGUGUCCUCCACCACCGUCGCAGCUGCCUCUUCCGCCGCUCCCUUCUGCCUCGCGCAGAAUCCCUGCCUCCCUUGCCUGCCUCCCGAAUCUCUCCUCUUUCUCCCCAAAAAUCGUUUCUUCUUCCUCCCGCCGCAUCUCCUGCUCGCGCCCACCCCGUCCCUCCUAGCGUUGAUGGAAGAAGCGUGGCGGGCCCUUGGCUCGGCGGUCGGCUACGCUGCCUUCCGCCCCCGCCUCCCCCUGGCGCCGCCGCCUCGGCACCCGUGGCGUGGGGUGCGGCCGUGAUGGCGCGCCGGGAGACGGUGGCCAAGGAGUCGUCCUCGCAGGCGGUGAGCCGGAUCGUGUCCAGCUGCGCCAACUCGACCGGCCUGGCCCCCGUCCACCCGUCGUCGACGCCGACGCCGUCAUCUCGCUCGCCUCCACCGCGGGCCGGCUGGUCAAGAUGCCAGAGGUGCUCGAGGAGGUGCGCGACGCCACAACGCUCUGGAGGCUCGCGCUCCUGCCCACCCCCGUCGAGACCAUCGAGCAAGAGAGUAGGGCCAGCUCGAACCGUGUGCACCAGGAAGAAGGCUAGCUCGAACAUUGUUUGGUGAAGCAAGCAGCUGAGCUGGUUUUGUUCUUGUCGCCUUGGAUCGUGCAGCGAUUGGAGGAGGACUUGGUGCAGAGGAAUGGAGUACGAGUACGGAUGCUGCUUCCGUUGAUCUCAGAGCAAGAAAGGUCCGGCACUGGAGAUGAAAAAGCAAGGAGCCUUGUACUUCUUCUCACCGACAGCAGCACGAGCAGGGGACCUCCGGCGACAGCACACCAGCAGGUGACCUCCGGGCGGCUACACGAGCAAGGGACCAGUAGCAACUUGCAGAGCAGCAGGGGAAAGAGCUCGAGCUUGAGGUCCAGGACGAGCUUGAGGGAGCUCGAGGUCCAGGCGCGGCCGGAACUCGCGGUUGAGGCGCUCGAGACCCAGGCGCGCACAAGUCCUGGCCGGCGGCGGCACAGAUCCUGGGUGGCAGAGGGGAUAUCAGCCGCGCAGGCCUGGCGGCGGCGGCGGCCCAGGUCCUGGGUGGCGGAGGAGCACGUCCUGCGUAGCGGCGGAGCAAGCAAUUGGGUGGUGCAGGUCCUGGGUGGCGGAGGACCACGUACUUGGCGGCGGCGGAGCAAGCAAUUGGGCGGCACAGGACCUGGGCGUCGGAGGAGCACGUCCUGGGCGGCAACGGAGCAAGAAAUUGGGCGGCGCAGGUCCUAGGCGGCGGAGGAGCAAGUCCUGGGCAGCGCCGGCGUAGGCCCCCGGCGGUGACUUGCCCUGGCGACGCGCGCGGGCGACGGGCAGAGGAAGAAUGAAGAAAAAAGCGACCUGUUUGUAACAGAUUUUAAGCUACGAUGGCGUUUUUGCAAAAUUCGCAGUACAUUAAGCUGUGGACAACUUUUUUCGGAGGGAGGAGUAGAUCAAAGUGCUGGACAUUAGCUACGUACGUGGCGCCAGUUUGAUCGUAUCGGCCGGAUAAUGUCGGCACUCGGCACGGCGCUCCAUAAAUCGGGUCGUGGGUAGCGGCCGCUACACGACGGAGGGAACAGAAAGCUAAUUUUAUGAGAUUGCCUUUGCCAAGCUAA